CAUUACUCAUAAAGUGGUUGCAACAAGUAUGGCCUUAAAUUUAAUUAAGGUAAUCAUCAUAUAAAUUUUGAAUUGAUAUGGUGAUAUGAAUUUAAGCAACAGUGGUAUCUCCCUAGUCCCUAUCACUCUCCACAUACCCACCACACCCACCAAGCUAAGUUAGUUAAAAGUUACCUUCCUCCAACCAUAACCAACCUUGUCCCUCAAUACUCUUUCUAUUAUAUCUCAUAUCAAAAUCCUGAAUCUCUUCUUGUUAUAGCUUUCUGCAUAAUAAGAUAUAAUUAAAAGAUGACAGAAGAGGAGCAACCCAAUAAGGUGGACGAGGAGAAAUCUGUAAUUCCACAACUACCUCCUCCAGAUAACAAGCAUGAUGAUGAAUCCAAAGCUCUUGCCAUAGUUGAGAAAACUGAGGAAGGUGCUGAAGAGAAACCCUCUGAGGGAUCUAUCAACAGAGAUGCUGUGCUUGCAAGAGUUGCAACAGAGAGGAGGAUGUCAUUGAUCAAAGCCUGGGAAGAAAGUGAGAAAUCAAGAGCAGAGAACAAAACUCAGAAGAAGCUUUCAUGCAUUUCAUCAUGGGAAAAGAGUAAAAUAGCUUCCACGGAGGCUGAACUGAAAAAGAUUCAUCAACAACUGGAGAAGAAAAAGGCAGAACAUGCAGAGAAAUUGAGAAACAAAAUAGCAGCAAUUCACAGGGAAGCUGAAGAGAAGAGGGCAUUCACUGAGGCCAAGAAAGGGGAAGAUAUCCUCAAGGCAGAGGAGACAGCUGCAAAGUAUAGAGCAACUGAAACAGCUCCAAAGAAAAUCUUUGGUUGUUUCUAACUCUACAAUCUUCCAAGCUUGAUUGAAAUGUUAGUAUGUGUGUGUUCUGGGCUGAUUUUUUAGCUCAUGUAUUUAUUGUGAUGUGGGCAUAGUGAUAUGUUGACAUGUAUAUAACAUUACUUUGUCAAUAAAGAAAUUGAAUAAUUUAAUUUGGACAA
Molecule: messenger RNA, 977 nt
Organism: Arachis stenosperma
Lineage: Eukaryota; Viridiplantae; Streptophyta; Magnoliopsida; Fabales; Fabaceae
Product: remorin-like
Exons: 5
Coding region: 289-819 (176 amino acids)
Source: RefSeq, a predicted model, not a curated record